CUAAUUUGUACACAAUUCUUAAUAUAUCUACCAAAAAUCUAAAAAAUCAUGUAGUUGUUAUUCUUUUCUAAAAGUUAUUCCAGGGGGCAGGACUGGGGGCAGUAGGGACGGAGAAGGCCACUGAGGCCUGUUCCGGUGGGGUCUGGGGUCGGGGUCCCGGGCUGCGGCCAGCCUGGCCAUGCUGCAGCUGCGGGACUCAGCCGACUCCGUGGACACGAGCCCCAUCGCAGUGCUGGUGGCAGGCGAGGAGGUCGGCGUGGACCGCUGGGGCAUGGGCGGAGGGCAGCUGGGCGCGGGCAUGCCGCUGCGCCAGACGCUGUGGCCACUCAGCAUCAGCAUCCACCACACCACGCGCCGGGCCAGCGUCAAGGAGUACUUCGUGUUCCGGCCGGGCACCACAGAGCCGGCGGUGGAAGAGAUGGGCAUGGUGGUGCGGCCGGUGGAGGACAGUGACAUCCAGGGCAUGUGGCUGAUGACCAAGGUGGACCACUGGAACAACGAGAAGGAGCGGCUGGUACUCAUCACGGACCAGGCGCGGCUCAUCUGCAAGUACGACUUCAUCAGCCUGCGGCAGCAGGUGGUCCGCAUAGCCCUCAACGCGGUGGACACCAUCUCCUGCGGGGAGUUCCAGUUUCCCCCCAAGUCGCUCAACAAGCAAGAAGGUUUGGGGAAUCGCAUUCAGUGGGACAAACAGAGCCGCCCUUCAUUCAAAAACAGAUGGAACCCCUGGUCCACCAACGUGCCUUAUGCCACGUUCAUAGAGCACCCGAUGGCCGGUGUGGAUGGGAAGCCGGCCUCUCUGUGCCAAUUGGAAAGCUUCAAAGCUAUGUUAAUCCAAGCUGUCAAAAAAGUUCACAAAGAAAGUCUCUUGCCAGGACAAGCCAACGGAGUAUUGGUUUUGGAGCGUCCCCUCCUCAUCGAGACCUAUGUGGGAUUGAUGUCCUUCAUUAAAAAUAAGGCUAAAAUGGGUUAUUCCAUGACCAGAGGCAAAAUAGGCUUCUAAUUGCCACCCACGGGUGGACCUGGGGACUCGAGCAGCAGACCUCAGGCUUGCUCCAAGGCCCCUGCAGGGUUGGGGCUGUUAACCCUUAGGAAGCGCAGUGUGAGUAGAACAGUCAAAUGGA
Messenger RNA from Nyctereutes procyonoides (raccoon dog), 1124 nucleotides. RefSeq names its product tumor protein p63-regulated gene 1-like protein. Gene Ontology annotation, cellular component: cytoplasm; synaptic vesicle. Lineage: Eukaryota; Metazoa; Chordata; Mammalia; Carnivora; Canidae. The record is from RefSeq and is a predicted model, not a curated record.